CUACGGUAACACCGGGCGUGACGCUGAUCCUUAGCGACACAAUGGAGCGAUGUAAAUAAUCCUUGCAGAUGAAACAGCAUCAUUUCGUUUCUGUCAUAAUUCUACAGUGGAGUGUUAAAUGGUUGUGGUGUUGCAGCUUCGAUUGGUUAAGCUGUGUUUUUGGAGUAAUAAAUUAGUUACUGAUUGCUUAGUGAGGCUGAAACCUCAGUUCAUCGUUCGGUCGCUAGCUAACCUCCUUUAUUCGCUGUGGUAGAUCCGAGCUAUCAGCAAGUCUGCGCCAUGGAGUUUCAUUUUGACAUUAAUCAGUUAUUCUCUGAGAGGAUCUCGAUUCUGGAUCAGAAUCUUGUUGCAAGUCGCCAAUCAAAAGAAAGGCCAGAUCUUCAGGCCAAAAUUGCAACAGUUGUUGAUGAGGUUGGAAGAGCCUCAGCAAUGGCACAACAACUCCCAGCACCUAUAACAAGUGCCUCCAAACUGCAGUCCCAGAAGCAUCAGCUGUACCUGAUGAAAGACGUAGAGAGCAGCCGAGGGCAUGGUGUGGUUGUAGGAUUUCUGAAGGUCGGCUACAAGAAAUUGUUUCUGCUUGAUCGAAAUGGUGUGCACAUUGAAGCAGAGCCACUGUGUGUUUUGGAUUUCUACGUUUCAGAACUCUUACAGAGACAUGGCUAUGGGCUAGAGCUAUUCAAUUUUAUGUUGCAGCAUCAGAAUGUAGAGCCAGUGCUGAUGGCAUAUGACAGACCCUCCAACAAAUUGCUGGCGUUCCUGGCUAAACAUUACAGUCUGAUGCAGAGCGUUCCUCAGGUCAAUAACUUUGUUGCGUUUGAGGGCUUCUUCCACAAAAGAGCAGUGGCCCACUUGAGAAGAGUUAAAAAGCCUGAUGGAGACAUUAAGCCUUAUUCUUUAAUGGAAAGAGAAGUGGUACACCAAGAGCAGAGGACUCUUCCUUGGCCAUUUGCUCCUCCUCACUCCCCUCAGCGGUCAGCAUCUUCCCAGUGCUCGCCCUCUCCUAGUGUGGGAAACUCCCCCAGCAGGGUGCUUCCUUGUGUCACACAUUCAUCUUUACCCGGAGACAACAGUGAGCAGAGCCCACGAUCACCUCUCAUCAACUGCUGCAGGACAAGACGUAGCAAUAGCCAAAAAGGUCUAGUUGCCAGAUCCAACCUGUACAGUCGGCACAUGGAGAUCAGAGCUGGUGGACUGCUGGACAGAAACUUGUCAGGCCUGAGACCAAUGGGAGAUCAGACAUGUGUACUGGGCUGCAAAGACGAACACAGCUCCCAGCCUGGCCUACCACCUCAGCUUGAACCUCUGAGUGGUCACAUUUAUAGCCUGACUACCAUAGAUGGCAUAAAGGGGCACCUGGAUUCAGCUGCUGAAUCCCAGGCAACUGAAGAGGAGACCAAAGUGUUGGACGAUAAACGAAGCUCAUCUGAAAGCAACCAGAAACCUCUGUUGGAGAAAAAAAAUGCCAGAAAACAGCCAGAUUGGUCAUGGACUGUGGGAGAGAACUACUCCGCUGGACAGUGGGUGAAGCAGAAACAGAAAUACAGAAGUACCCGUCCAUGGUGAUCAGGAACCAGUUCAUCUAGCUCAUUGAACAGAAUAAUGCAGUAGCCAUAUUAUGUCAAGCAGACCGGUCCAAACCAAAGUUUUACUCUGUUGAGUGUGGAUUGCAAUUAACAAUCUGAGACAACUCAACAGCCACCCUGUGAUGCCAGGCUGUAAAGAUUGAAAGGUUUUUCUUCAAAUUCAAAGGUUAAUUCAGUUUCACUGAAGCAAAAUGCUUCAGUCAUUUUUUUGUAAUUGCAGCUUCAGGUCAGCUGAGACAAUGAGGGAAAAACAUCAAUGAAAGUCAUUUGGGUCAAUCUAGUACCACAUCAACUACUGUUUGAAGGCUGCCUUUGGGGGAACAGCUGCUGUCAGGGCCACAGAGAAACCCUACAAUAACUUUCUCCUUACUAUGCUUUGGAAUCAGUAAUUUAGGCAUCUUUCUUUAGUUAUUUUAGAGUUUUUUCCCAAUUCUUAUGUACAUAGUUGUGGUAGUACCUAUUCAGUUGAUGGAUUAUUUGUAAACAAUUGGCAAAAAAGUUGUCUUUACAUAAGUCAGCUGCGGCACAUACCCACUGACCCUCUUACCAUCUUUACAAAACGUGUUGAAGAAAGAAUACCAAACCCUAACCGCAUUCUUCCAGUGAAACGUGAGGAACUGUCAGUUAACCUAAGCCAAACCUGUUUUAAUUGUCAGCAGCACCAUCUUGGCAACUAUCCUUUGUGUUCUGGGUUAACUCACCCUGUAACUUGACUUUCUAAGUAUGAGGAACUGCUGCUUAUCUACUGUCAACAUCUGUGUGUUUAUACUUGUAAUUCAUCACUAACACAUUUCUUUAUGUUGACUCAUUCUGCUGGGGUUGUUAGGAUUAAUGUUAUUCUGACCUGUCAAAAACAAUUAAAAAAGCCACUACCAUUCACAUAAGAACAUGUCAUUCUUAAAUACUAUCAUCUGCCUGGAAUCAACAGAUAAGUCAAAAUACUACACCAACACUGCUUGAUCUGAGAAGCCCUUAAUGUGGACAGGGGCACUGUUUUCUUUAGGGUUUAAAGGAGAUGGAGCAAAUAAGCUGGUGCGCUUAUAGGAUGUAGAGUAACGCUUGUAAAUGGGCUAAUAAGAACAACAGAAACUACCUGAAGAAAACAAAGAUAAUAGUUGCUGCAGACAAAAGUUUAACUAGAAUAUAGAAAUAAUGCAAUGUCAUGAUUGACUGAGAUCAGAGACUGAUAUGAAAAUUAAAAAUGCACAUCAGACCAACUUCAUCCUCAGAAAUGAAUCAGCAUCAACAGCUUCUUCUUUGUUAUGAAAAUUUUUCGUUCACAGGAUCAUAGAUGCUCACUCCAUAGUUUUAUUACAUGUUUGGUGUAAACUUUCUUUGAAACAGAACCGAAACUUGGAUGACUUUAAAUGUACUCGUAGUCUUCCGCUUCACGCUUCAGAGUCAGUAGAGACAUCCAGACGUCCCUCUCCCCAGACACCUCCUCCAGCUCCUCCGGGGGGAGCCCACAGCGCUCCCAGGCCAGCCCAGAGACAUAGUCCCUCCAGCGUGUUCUGGGUGGUCCCCUGGGCCUCCACCCAGUGGGAGGUCCCUGGAACACCUCCCGAGGAAGGCGUCCAGGAGGCAUCCGGUAUAGAUGCCCGAGCCACCUCAACUGGCUCCUCUCGAUUUGGAGGAGCAGCGGCUCUACUCCGAGUGAGCUCCUCUCACCCUAUCGCUAAGGGAGUGCCCGGCCACAUUACGGAGGAAGCUCAUUUCAGCCGCUUGUAUCCGGGAUCUCGUUCUUUCGGUCAUGACCCAAAGUUCAUGGCCAUAGUUGAGGGUAGGAACGUAGACUGACCGG
Molecule: messenger RNA, 3387 nt
Organism: Girardinichthys multiradiatus
Lineage: Eukaryota; Metazoa; Chordata; Actinopteri; Cyprinodontiformes; Goodeidae
Gene: atat1
Product: alpha tubulin acetyltransferase 1
Exons: 12
Coding region: 280-1566 (428 amino acids)
Biological process (GO): alpha-tubulin acetylation
Cellular component (GO): microtubule
Molecular function (GO): tubulin N-acetyltransferase activity
Source: RefSeq, a predicted model, not a curated record